UCGAGAGCUUUGUUUAUUAUUUGCUGCCCAAACGUAAACAACGCCCCCGCAAAACAUGAGUGUAGAAAAAGAGAUGAUUUUGCAAUUUGCACCAUGGGAGUCCUUUGUGUCGCCCACUUUUUGGCACAAGCUGGCGGAGAUUAAGCUUGACCUAGAUCGCCUGUCCGACUCGAAGCGUUCCAUUACUGGUCACUAUACCAACCGAAAUGCCAGUGCAUGCCUCCUGGAAGUGGACUACACGGCCUACAACAGGACAGCACAGCCACCGAAAUUCAGCCAUUCUGCCAUCGGCACCAUUUACAACAAGAACACAAUCGAAGAGUUCAAGGCCCUGGACAAAUUACACCUGCUGGCCGAUGAGGGCAAGGAACUGCUGGCUGAUAUGUGCAGUGGUGGGGUCUUGAGGGAUCCCAGUCUGUUGACCCGGUUCUUUGUUAUCUCCUUCGCCGAUUUGAAAUGCCACAGCUACUACUAUUGGUUUGCCUUUCCCUGCCCACUAACACCCACCUUGAAGCUACGGGGCGCGGUCCAAAAGCUUCGGAAUUUACCCAACAGUGAUAGUUACAUAGAAGCCUUGAAGUCCCUGCCCGCUGAAUCGCAAAACUUCUUCAUUCUGUAUGCCAAUAAGGAACAGGAGGUUGUCGAAGCCCGCAAUUUAAGUUCUCUGGAUGAAAACGAUGUAGAACACUACUAUUUUGGGUUUGCUGAUCCUAGCGAGUAUGAGCAUCCAGCUUGGUUGAUGCGGAACUAUGCUGCCUUUCUACUCCAGCAAUGCCCCUCUUUUGUUGGCAAAACGCUUAAAUUUUUGGGCCUGCGAUAUAAUCAGCAAAUGCAGGUGGAUGACAGCCGAAUCUGGCAGGUGAUACAAACUGAAGCCUGUGAUCUAAGCCAAGCCGGGGAAGUGAAAUUUGUGGGUUGGGAGCUUAAUAAAAAUGGCAAAAUGGGCCCAAGAAUGGUCUGCAUGAGGGACAGUAUGGAUCCCGCAAAAUUGGCUGAGAACUCCGUAAACCUCAAUUUAAAACUAAUGAAAUGGCGAUUGGUUCCCGAUCUCAACCUGGAAGUUAUCUCCCAAACCAAAUGUUUACUUUUUGGAGCUGGAACCUUAGGCUGUGCUGUGGCAAGAAAUCUGCUGUCCUGGGGCUUCAAGAACAUUACUCUGCUGGACAACGGCAAGGUAGGAUUCUCUAAUCCAGUGCGUCAGAACCUCUACACCCAUGCGGAUGCCGUGGCGGGCAAUCGGAUGAAGGCCACCACAGCAGCCCAGAGACUGCGGGAGAUAAAUCCUUCUGCGGAAACGGCGGGACAUGUGCUGGAGAUUCCCAUGCCUGGACACACUAUUGGGGAAUCGCUGCUGGCCCAGACGAGAGAGCAUUUGCAUGUGAUUGAGCAGCAGGUGCAGGACCAUGAUGUCAUAUUUCUUCUUACCGAUUCUCGCGAGAGCCGUUGGCUGCCUACGCUGCUGGGUGCGGCCAAUCAAAAGAUUGUUAUCAAUGCAGCCCUUGGUUUUGAUAGCUACCUAGUGAUGCGACAUGGCACCACUCGCGAGGAAGCAGGCGACGUUGGUCAAGAGAUUGAGGGACUCAAGUGCAUUAAUGGCGACCAAUUGGGUUGCUACUUCUGCAACGACGUCACGGCCCCAGGAAAUUCCCUUAAAGAUCGCACGUUGGAUCAGCAGUGCACCGUGACUCGACCUGGAGUAUCCAACAUUGCCGCCAGUUAUGCAGUGGAGUUGCUGGUAGCCCUUCUCCAACAUCCUCGAAGAGAACUGGCGCCAGCCUACUACGCCCAGAGUGGGCGUGGCAAAUCGGAGGAGGCUGCAGGCAAGGUGCCGGAGGGUCUACUGGGCAUCCUGCCCCACUCGAUCCGGGGAAUGCUGUGCAACUUUGAAAAUAUUCUGCCCGCUACCCAAAAAUUUGCUCAAUGCAUCGCGUGCUCAGCGGCCGUUUUGAAUGCAUAUAAAAAAGAGGGACAUGCCUUCCUCCUAAAAACUUUCGAAACAGCAAAAUAUUUGGAGGAUUUGACAGGAAUCUCCGAGUUCAAGCGGUUAAACAGCGAGAUAAUCGAUUUUGAUGAUGACGAAUUCGAUAUGUCGGAGGAGGAUGAAGAUUAGCCUGCAUUUUGCGUAUGAAGUGAAAUGGGGUUCACCUUAUUGAGGCUUCAAGUUUGAAUUUCCCCUGAAUUUAUUAUGUGGGCUUAUAAAGCAUUUAGAGUUCAAUGUCUAAACCAAAAAUGUUUGUGUAUCGAUAUUUUCAUGUAUUUAUCUAGUCAUUAAGGAAAUUGUGAAUCAAUCAAAUAAUGGAAAAAUGUAUUUUAAGCCAAAACUGUGUAUUUUUCCUUGAAGAACUAAAUAAAAUAUACACAUCAGA
This is a messenger RNA of Drosophila rhopaloa, 2366 nucleotides long. RefSeq names its product ubiquitin-like modifier-activating enzyme ATG7 (gene Atg7). Gene Ontology annotation, biological process: protein modification by small protein conjugation; autophagosome assembly; C-terminal protein lipidation. The transcript is spliced from 9 exons. The coding region runs from base 56 to 2110 and encodes 684 amino acids. Lineage: Eukaryota; Metazoa; Arthropoda; Insecta; Diptera; Drosophilidae. The record is from RefSeq and is a predicted model, not a curated record. Gene Ontology annotation, cellular component: phagophore assembly site; cytoplasm. Gene Ontology annotation, molecular function: Atg12 activating enzyme activity; Atg8 activating enzyme activity.